CCCAGCAGCAUUUCUACGAUUCCCGCCAACUUCCUAAAAAGCUUCACCCAUACUGAAAAUUGUGUCAAACAUGUGUCUAUUCUCACGACCAGAAUACGACGUCGAGUUCGCAACUCGCACCGCGCCACGGCGCAAGACAACAACAAGAACCUAUGUUGCGACGACGACGACGAUGCGGCCCGUGACGCGCAUCUCCGAGACUGUGAUCCGGGAGCAGCGCGCGGCCGCCGCGCAAUACGUACCAGCUCCAGCGCCAGUCCCGCGACCUGCGACGCCGCCGAAAAUGAUCCGCGCGCCAUCUCCACCGCCGCCGCCGGCGCCGCGCGUAGAACUCGUGAGCGUGAGCGUAGAGGAGGAUAGAGCGGCGGGGAGUCCGAGGGAGAGUCGGACGUCGGUCGUGGAUAAGAGGAGUCGGCGCGGGAGUCGAGCGGGCGCGGGCGAGGAGGACGUGUGGAUAGAGAGGGAGAGGGUGCGGCUUACUACUAGUCCGAGUCCGAGACCGAGGGAGAGGGACGAAUAUGAUACGUAUCGAUAUGUGCCGGCGCCGAGGAAUGAGCCUAGUCCGAGGACGUCAACGAGGACGGUGGAAAGGGAGAGGGAGAGGGUUUAUAUUGAGGAUGGGGGAAGGAGGAGGGAGUAUUAUCGGAGGGGCUAGGUAGGGGGUGCAUUGUGAAUGUGGGAACUCUCUGAAUUCAGCGAUUUGUG
This is a messenger RNA of Amorphotheca resinae ATCC 22711, 705 nucleotides long. RefSeq lists its product as hypothetical. The transcript is spliced from 3 exons. Bases 71 to 655 code for a protein of 194 amino acids. NCBI's taxonomy places the organism in Eukaryota, Fungi, Ascomycota, Leotiomycetes, Helotiales, Amorphothecaceae. The record is from RefSeq and is a predicted model, not a curated record.